This is a messenger RNA of Tuber melanosporum (Perigord truffle), 2293 nucleotides long. RefSeq lists its product as uncharacterized. The transcript has 4 exons. NCBI's taxonomy places the organism in Eukaryota, Fungi, Ascomycota, Pezizomycetes, Pezizales, Tuberaceae. Bases 1084 to 1365 code for a protein of 93 amino acids. The record is from RefSeq and is a predicted model, not a curated record.
CGGGGGUGGGUGGUUCAGGCUUGGAGCAGACAAAACCUUAGAACCAGAUGGCAGCAUGGAGGAGUGGGAAAGGAACGUCCUGGAGUUGGAGAGAAUCAGACACACGAAAGGGAAAUGAAGUGGUCAUUGCUUGGCACAAAUUAAUAAAGGGCUCGGAUGCUUGUAUAUACAAUGCCUCUAUGAUACAAAGUUGCUGAGAGAUAUUUUCGAUCAUUUCAGGGCACCGGGCCUACUACCCAUACCUUUUUAUACGCCCUCAUUCAAACAAUGCAGCUAUGAUAGCAAACAUUCAACAAAAAUAAGCUCAACAUGUGACCAAGAUUCCAACCCCCGAGGUUAUUGUACAGUACAUCCCCUUAUCAAGGUAUGCUAUCCCAGCACACCCCCACUUCUGAUGCGAGUUCAUGCUCCUUCACUCCUCAUAUCCAGGCCCCCGAGCCGCGAGAUACCAAAUGUACCUUUCCAUCUAGCGUACGAACACGCUUACUCGGUUUUCCCCGCACUUGACAUCCACGAUAGGCCCUCCGUGCGUCCGAAAGGAAUCCCGCAUCCGCCAAUGCCGUGGGAAUAACGACGGAUACUCUCUUGCCCCCACUAUCGAAAAAAACCCCUUAUCACGCGAUCGACCGCGUAAAUCACGCCAUCGAGUAUUUUUUUUUGUUUUUUUUUGUUUUUUUCUAUUCCUUUCCACAAAAUUUUCCUCCCGUACGGGAUGAGAGGGCGAGGUUUGGGCGUGUUCAAAACGAGUAUCGAUUGGUAAAUAUGACCUCAAGUUCUGGGUUACUAAUAAGACCUUUGCUUCCCCGAGAUGGAUAGAAGGGUACCUUAACUUUGCGACGGGUUUUCUCUACGAGAGGAGGCAAUUCGGGGAGUCUACCUCCAUCUGUCUUCGACAAACGCUUAAUUGAUAGUGGAGCAAGGGAAUAUAUGAUGUAGGAAUGCUUUGAUGACAAACUCGAUUUGUUGAAGCCAAAUUUACGGCCCUACCGGACUAGUCUCCACUGGCCCUGCCCUCCAGCUUAAAAGUGCUCACCCUGUGGGAAGGCGCUACUUGAUUGCUUUCUAGAGUGGUGGUUGCUCAAAAUGGUAGUGCUUCAUCAUGUAUCACUCGCCAGGUUUCUCCCCAGGAGUGGCUUGAAUGCUCCUAACCCUUCUCUUUUCACUCCAUGCCUACCGUUACACGAAGGAUACAAUUUCUCAGGAAUAUCAUCGGCCGGCCAACUGGGAACAACUCUGCAUCGCUCCCUGGCGAUAAGAGUAGCCUUGCAGUCCGGGUGGAGAGAACUGAGAGCCGGAAGAAACCCGUGGAAGAUCGGUGAUGGGUCAGCCCAAUCGAGAGGACAUGUAGGGUUUAUUAUGAUAUAAUGCUGUUAGGAAAUGCGAUCUGGUAGCAGAGGGGCGGGGAGAGGUGUCCUAGGGUAUUCGGAAAGCAUUGCAGGUUGAUGCUGAUAAAUCCCGCAGCCUUCUUCGGGGUUGCCUGUCCUAGGCAAUAUACAAGGGCCAUCCAAGAAAAAGUGGUACGGAGCCGGGUAUUGAUGUUAAUUCCGGUCAAAAUCAGUGGUCCGGGGAAUCCAACCUGCCCGGGAGCAUAAAUAUUCCAUUUCUCAACAAGAGCAUAGAAAGCAGUCUUCUUUUGAUAGAUGGAUUAAAUUUGAGUCUACUCCUCACCCAUCCCUCACCCAUCAAUUAUAUCCCUUAGAAGUUAACCGAGGCAAUGGGAAAUAGAGAACCAUCCAGGGUAAUGUCUCUCGGGUGUGCCACUGAUACCGAAACUUCAAUCAAGCACCCUACAGUACCACUAUUUAUAGUCUGACGCAUAUAUGGCAAAAAAUCCGUGUGUAUCUCAGCGCCCAUGCAAAUCCACGACCCCUGUCUCCUAGUACUUAUUGCCUAGGGCGAGUACUCUACACGCAGGAACUUGGCCCCUCCUAGGUCCCGAGGCAUGGUACCUUACUUUUUAAUUACUAGGAAUUUUAACCCGGAGUUAAACCGACGUUUUUGCCACGCACAGGCGCUUGAUGGGCCACUGAAUCUUCGCCGAUAUCAUGGAUCCCAUUAGUUGAUAUUCCAUCACAGGGGUCUCAUCCCUCCUUUGUCACUACAACAACACUUUGUCAGGGACUGAUUUCUAAAGUUUGCACUCUUCUGGCAACGUCUAAUCCUACACCACCCGUAUAUAUGCCAAGACCCGAUUAGGACUAGUAUUGCUUUUUUCACACCCUGCUAUCUUGAGCACGCAAUUUCAACUCAAGAUUCAACCAUCGGCCCUGCAGUCUCUAUUGAAAUAGAUUCC